ACUCAGCGGCAGCCGGGGCAGCCGGAUCGCGGCGGCGGCGGCGGCGGCUGCUGCUGCUGCGCGGAGGGAGCGCGGAGCGGAGGGAUGUGGGGCUUUGUGGGAGGCAGGAUCUUCGGGAUCUUCUCCGCUCCCGUCCUGGUGGCCGUGGUCUGCUGCGCCCAGAGUGUGAACGAUCCCGGCAACAUGUCCUUCGUGAAAGAAACUGUGGAUAAAUUGUUGAAAGGCUACGACAUCCGCCUCCGGCCGGAUUUCGGAGGUCCGCCCGUCUGCGUGGGGAUGAACAUCGACAUCGCCAGCAUCGACAUGGUUUCCGAAGUCAACAUGGAUUACACUUUGACAAUGUAUUUUCAACAGUACUGGAGAGAUAAGAGGCUGGCUUACGCUGGGAUACCUCUCAACCUCACGCUUGACAACCGGGUGGCAGAUCAGCUUUGGGUGCCUGACACUUACUUCUUAAAUGACAAGAAAUCAUUUGUGCAUGGUGUUACUGUGAAGAAUCGAAUGAUUCGCCUUCACCCGGAUGGAACAGUGCUUUACGGCCUCAGAAUCACAACCACUGCUGCUUGUAUGAUGGACUUGAGAAGAUACCCACUGGAUGAACAAAACUGUACUCUGGAAAUAGAAAGCUAUGGUUACACAACUGAUGACAUAGAGUUCUACUGGAGAGGUGGGGAUAACGCAGUCACUGGCGUGGAGAGGAUUGAACUUCCUCAGUUCUCUAUCGUGGAAUACAGACUGGUGUCAAAGAAUGUUGUCUUUGCCACAGGUGCCUAUCCAAGACUCUCACUGAGCUUCAGGUUGAAAAGAAAUAUUGGAUACUUUAUUCUUCAAACCUACAUGCCCUCCAUACUGAUUACCAUUUUAUCAUGGGUGUCAUUCUGGAUCAAUUAUGAUGCAUCAGCAGCAAGAGUUGCCCUUGGAAUUACAACCGUGCUGACAAUGACAACAAUCAACACUCACCUGCGAGAGACUUUGCCUAAAAUUCCAUAUGUUAAAGCCAUUGACAUGUAUCUCAUGGGCUGCUUUGUGUUUGUCUUCUUGGCCUUACUUGAAUACGCCUUUGUCAACUACAUUUUCUUUGGAAAAGGCCCUCAAAGGCAGAAGAAACUUGCAGAAAAAACAACAAAGGCAAACAAUGAUCGCUCAAGGUUUGAAGGCAGUCGGGUGGAUACCCAUGGAAACAUUCUGCUAACAUCACUUGAAAUUCACAACGAGGUGGCAAGCAAUGAGGUCACCACCAGCGUUACGGAAGCCCGAAAUUCAACUAUAUCCUUUGACAACUCAGGAAUCCAAUACAGAAAACAAAGCUCACAUCGUGAAAGCUUUGGAAGGCGUCCUUCAGAAAGAACAGGCUCUCAUAGCAAGAGGGGCCAUUUACGAAGAAGGUCUUCGCAACUGAAAAUAAAAAUCCCUGAUCUAACGGAUGUGAAUGCCAUCGACAGAUGGUCAAGAAUGGUGUUUCCAUUCACAUUUUCUCUUUUCAACUUAAUUUACUGGCUAUACUAUGUUAACUGAAUGACUGAGUUUUUUUAAAGGACUUCAGUUAUAACAAGUGAAGUACUACUUGCCUGCAGAGUUUAUAUAUAUAUUUAUAUAUAUUUAUAUAUAAAAAAAUAUAUAUAUGAACUUUUACUAUGUAGACCAUAUUCAUGUAUGUGUGAAUACAUGUAGCAAAGAAUUGUGUGUACUUUAAAGCACAUACUGCAAAGCAAAAGUAUAUGUAUGCACACACACAUGAACACAUUCAUUCUGAGGUUAUGGACACUUCAACAUAGAAUGCACUUCAGAGGACCUUUUUAAAUCAAAAGGCAGGUGUUGUCAAACACCUUUGACAACAAGCCUUGAGAAAGCGUUGUAUAUCAUCACUACAAAACUUUGAUUGUCAUAGAAAUUUUCAAACAGCUGUAAUCAUGUAUAAAGUCAGUAUUUAGUAACAUCAUUUGUAAAUGCUGCCAUACACACUAAUCAUAAAGCAGUAGAGUUACACUGGUAAGUUUAAAAUAAGUUAUUUAUAUUGCAGAUCCAUCAACUAUGAUUUCAUCAUUCCAGAUUUAUUUUUCUUAGCUAAAAUUUCUUGAGUUCAUAUAUAUCAUAAUGUAUUUUUUCCCAGUUCUGAAUGGGUAUCAUUUUUAGUGAUCUCUGGCUUUCUCUUCUGCAGUAAGCAAGCUGAUCAUGGGAGUGUUGUAGGUCUUUGGAGACAUAUACAGGUUUAUAAUGUUUCAAACAAGCAUUUUAAGUGUCCAUCAACAGUGAAAUGAAUCUUCUGUAAGUACUGUAAAUGUACAGCAUUUUUUCCUUCCCUUAGACUGGUUCCAGCUGCCAUGUCAUUUUGAAAGAGAACAGCACAUUUUUAGUAUAAUUUAGCUGAGAAUUCAACUACUAUCAAUGUGUUCUACAUCUGCUAUAGAUUUAAAGAUUGUUAUUCCAGUGAAAGUGUAGAAGAUGUCUCAGGUUAUUUAUUUCAACAUGAAAUCAUCUAGCUGUAGCCUUUUUUAAACAAGCAUUCAUAUUAUUUAACAUUCUUAUAACAUUGUAUGUUAAUGUAAAAUAUAUUUGCAUAAUAUGCAUAUAAGUAUAUUUUGUCAAUAUUUUUCUUCCUUGUGCUUGCUAUUGUGACCGCAUGUUAUGCCAUAUUUUUGUUUCUGUGAUGUUAUAACUUUUUAUUCUCUAGAGUUAAGCAAAUAGAGCACUUCCGAUACUUUGAUUUGGUAAUGGAGCACUUUCAUAAUUUAUUUAUAUACUGCAAGUAUAUACACCCACACUUACCAAGGUAGUGUGCUGCCAUCACAGAUCACAGGAGUAUGGUUUUUUUCAGCAUUAACUAUGUUCUAAUACAUCCUUCAUGUGAAUGUGACCCCUUUGGUUUUCAUCACAAUUUGUUCCCUCACAGGGAUUCCAACUUUUUUCAGUCUAGUAGAUUGUAGUUGUCAAGGUAUGCCGAUUUCAGAUCUGUAAACUUAAUCUGUUAUUUAUCAGAACUAAACCUUUCUAAAGAAGAGAAGAUAUAUUUUUUGUAAACAGUUUCUAUCAUGUACAUUCUCAAAUAACAAGAAAUACAGUAGCAUAAAUAGAACCAAAAGAACACAAUACAGGCUUAGCCCUGCCAGUUCUCUGUGUCUGGAAUUCCUCUGGACAUCGAUGGGAUAUUUUGACAGAUAGAGAGGUUUGGAUCAUAGUUAGAGACUUCUAUGGGAGAAAAUAUGUGAGGAUAAGCAUCUAGCAAAAACACCAAAAAGGGAUGAAACUGAAAAGGCUGCCUUGGCUCUGUAAUGACCCAUGUUCUCACUAGUACUUAAUUUAUCUGCGAGUAGAGCAAUGAUACUUGUGUUGCUGCCUUUACAGUCCAUUACUGUUCCCUCCCGUAUUUGCAGCUGAACUGUGAAACUUUGCUCUGGACUGAAAUUCAGCACAGAUAAACCUGGUUUGCAAAGCCUGCGUUUCAGUUCCACCCUGGGAGCAUGACUGGGCUCCCCACAGUUGCCUUGCAAUGAAGCUGCCGUGCGAUCCCCACCUGGGAGUGGUCACUUUAACCCCAGCAGCUGGCGUGGGCAGGAUCAGCGCCGCAGUCCUGCUGCAUCCUUGGCAGUGGUGCAAAGUGACUGGAACUGCAGUUUUUAAGCACUGUAUCUGCAGACAAAUAUACAAUAUGAAGAGCCUCAAAGGAACCUGUAUAGCUGGAGCAGAAAAACUUGUUGUUUAAAAGCUCCUCAGUAUUAAGUCCCAUUGGUAAACCAUAAUGUAUUGUAAGCUCUCUAAUAGCUCUUCAAACUGUGAAUUGAUUAUAGAGACCAUUGUCAACAUUGUAAUCAAAGUAACUAGCAAUUAACACCCUCCCAAAGUACAUAUUAGAUAGAAUUGUUGAAAAACCUUCCCCAGUGUUUAUCUUAAUAGCAAAAUAUAUUUAAAGAAAACCAUCUGAUUUUAAUAAAAAUUAUAAAUAGUAGGCUUUGCUUUAGAAAAAUUGCCCUACUGAAAUGAUCUCCCAGCAAGUCUUCCAGUAAGUGUCCUAAAUAACUAUGCUGAAAACAGGAUUCAAGAAGAGAGUGGUCCUGCCCUCAUGAUUUAAUGACCAUUCUCUCUUUUAUUCAAGCCCCAGCUCCUACAAUCAUGUGAUCAGGCAGAAAUCUUCAAUAGAAAGUGGUUUUGGUUUUUUUUUAGUUGUGAUAGAAAUGUAUACUUCAAAUCCCACUGAAAUCAGUUGUUCAGUGGCUUCAACCAGAAUUUCCAAGCAUAUGGAAAAUUACUGUUUGGCCAGAGCAAAGAGACAAUGUGGAUUUUUCAGGACCCUGUAUGGGCAAGAGAACUGAGUCUCUGAGGACUCUCUUUCUCUUUCUCUCUCUCUUACCCUUUGCACAACUGGAGGGCAGGAUGUUACUACAGCCCCUUUCAGAGACUGCACUCCCCACCGUGUCUUUUGUUGCAAAAAGUGGGCAGUCGCACGUUUCAGCUUUUUCACAAGAUUUCGCGUUCAUUGGUUUGGUUGAGUUCCAUGGGACACAAACAGCUUUAACCUUGAACAGAUCCAAGUCUUGGUUUGACUUGAAAAAGCCAGGAGAAUCUUACUUAAGGUUAGCACUUCCUCUUACACACACAUUUUUGUGCCUUUUUUUGCCAAUUCCCUUCCUUCAGCCCCAAAAUGACUUCGUACACACACACACGCACACAUACACACACACACACAUAGGUGUUAAGAACAGCGUUUGCCUUGACCUCCCAUUUUCUGGCUUUUAUCCCUGUGUGCUAGCUGCAGUAUAUUAUUUUAACCAUACAUGGCUUUAAGACUAAAAAUGGUAAUUUUAAUCAAAUCACACCAGAGUUAUGUCUUUCAUAGCUAAUUAACUACUUUGUAACUUAACACUACUAUAAAUAACAUUUGCACAUCAUUUGUUUGUAAAAGGCUUUAAAACAAAAAAAAAGAAAAGUGGAACUAUUAUCUGUUAUAGCCCAAAGGGUCAAUAAACAGUAGAAAUUUCAUCCCAUUGUAAAGAUAAGCUAAAACCCAGUCCUUUUUGCUUAAGGCACAUCUAUGUAUUUUUGGUAUUCUUCAGCAGUGAAAAAAAAAGGAAUAGUAAAAUGAAAUGAUGAAGAGAUGCUUUAUGAAAAUAUUGAUGAAUGAAUAUUAAUUUAUUAAAAAGGAUUUAAUGAUUUUUUGUGCUUCUUUUUUCUGGGGAUGGAGGGAGUGUAAUGACUGUUUAGCUAAAUUUUAAUAUUUAAUUGCAUGUUAAAUAUCAGGUAAUGGUUAGUCUUACACAUUUUAUAGGAAAAAAAGAAAGAAUUUUCUUAUUGCUACACAUGCAGCAGAAGAUAUUUUAAACAUUAAAUGACUAUAUUUCCUGAUGUUUUAUACAGUAGAUCAAGGAAGAGGGAAAAACUGCAUCCCCUGACUUAGCAAGAUUCUCAAUUGCAAACCAAUCUGUCUUCAAGCUGGGACAUUGCCAGUUAAGAGCAGAAAUUUGUUCUGUGCUUUAUAUGAAAAAGCCCUUCUUUUGUUUCCUCCUGGCCCAGGAGGCAAAAAAGUUUUUGAUAACAAAACAAGACAGUGGUUUUUUAUUUGUUUCAGUAAUUGAAUAAUAAAUAUUUAAAAACCAAACAUGA
Messenger RNA from Myiozetetes cayanensis, 5595 nucleotides. It is a transcript of the gene GABRB3, whose product is annotated as gamma-aminobutyric acid type A receptor subunit beta3. Bases 85 to 1515 code for a protein of 476 amino acids. The transcript is spliced from 9 exons. NCBI's taxonomy places the organism in Eukaryota, Metazoa, Chordata, Aves, Passeriformes, Tyrannidae. The record is from RefSeq and is a predicted model, not a curated record. Gene Ontology annotation, cellular component: synapse; membrane; GABA-A receptor complex. Gene Ontology annotation, molecular function: neurotransmitter receptor activity; GABA-A receptor activity; extracellular ligand-gated monoatomic ion channel activity. Gene Ontology annotation, biological process: regulation of membrane potential; signal transduction; chemical synaptic transmission.